Messenger RNA from Acipenser ruthenus (sterlet), 4656 nucleotides. Its product is annotated as autophagy-related protein 9A-like. Gene Ontology annotation, biological process: protein localization to phagophore assembly site; autophagy of mitochondrion. The record is from RefSeq and is a predicted model, not a curated record. The transcript has 18 exons. Bases 497 to 3064 code for a protein of 855 amino acids. Gene Ontology annotation, cellular component: phagophore assembly site; autophagosome. NCBI's taxonomy places the organism in Eukaryota, Metazoa, Chordata, Actinopteri, Acipenseriformes, Acipenseridae.
GAGUAGAACUUUUUAUAUAAACAUGAACAUUUUUAGACCCUCCCUCUAUGGAGUCUGAUUGGCAAUCUUGAGCAACAAUCCCCAAGAAUCGCACUCUGAUUGGUAUUUCGGGCUGCCUGUCAGAACAGUGGCUGUCAGGGUCCUGAGGUAUUAUGAAAUGAAACCAAAACUGACUGUCUGAUUUGAAGAAUAAAACAAACAAAAAAUAUAAACCAAAAGGAUAUUUUGUCUCGGUGGAAUUACCAGACAUACCAGUUCUCGUAAAUACCCAUGAAGUAAGGGGUUUGAAAACAAACGUUUGGAAAUAGAAAGGACACGGGCUGGGCGACAGACGAGUACUGUACUGGGUGUGCAAGUUGACAGGAAUGGAGGUUCGGCGCGGGUGAAAGGAGUCAAUUGUCUUGACAGUAGGAACAAAGGUGAACUGAUUGGAAAGUGGGUUGCAUCAGUACCUGAAGAGUCUUUUCUGACACCUGAUGCAGAAGGAUAGAGUAAAAUGGCCCACUUUGACACUGAGUACCAGCGGCUGGAGGCAUCUGACAAUGACUCUCCACCAGGGGGAGAUGACAUGCUGGUCCAUGUCCCGGAAGGUGCCAAGUCUCAAUGGCAUCACAUAGAAAACCUGGACCUCUUCUUCCAAAGAGUCUAUAACCUGCACCAGAAAAAUGGCUUCACCUGCAUGCUUCUGGGGGAGAUCUUUGAGCUUGUGCAAUUGGUGUUUGUGGUAGCCUUUACUGUGUUCCUGGCGAACUGCGUUGACUAUGACAUUCUUUUUGCCAACAAGUUGGUGAACCACACCCAGCGUGGACACGAAACAAUGAAAGUGACUCUUCCAGAUGCAUUCCUUCCGGCUGACGUCUGCAGUGCCAGAAUCCGUGACAAUGUCUUUGUCAUUUUCAUCAUGAUAAUAGCUGGAGUGUUCUGGUUGCAUCGCUUUAUCAAAUUCAUCUAUAACAUUUGCUGCUAUUGGGAGAUCCGCUCCUUUUACAUUAAUGCACUGAGGAUACCCAUGGCUGACCUGCCCUACUUCACAUGGCAAGAGGUGCAGACGAGGAUCAUCGAGAUCCAGAAGGAGCACCAGAUGUGCAUCCACAAGAAGGAGCUGAGCGAGCUGGACAUCUACCACCGCAUCCUGCGCUUCAAGAAUUACAUGGUGGCCAUGGUCAACAAGUCCCUGCUGCCCAUCCGCUACCACCACCCCCUGCUGGGUAAUGCAGUCUUUUACACCCGGGGGCUCAAGUACAACUUUGAGCUCAUCUUCUUCUGGGGGCCGGGCUCCCUCUUCGAGAACGAGUGGAGCUUGAAGCCCGAGUACAAGCGGGGCGGCAACCGGCUGGAGCUGGCGGGCAGGCUCAGCACUCGCAUUCUGUGGAUCGGGGUGGCCAACCUGCUGCUGUGCCCCAUCAUCCUGAUCUGGCAGAUCCUCUAUGCCUUCUUCAGCUACACCGAGGUGAUCAAGCGGGAGCCCGGCAGCCUGGGCGCGCGCUGCUGGUCGCUGUACGGCCGCUGCUACCUGCGCCACUUCAACGAGCUGGACCACGAGCUCAUGUCACGCCUCAGCAAGGGCUACAAGGCCUCCUCCAAGUACAUGAACUGCUUCAUGUCCCCGCUGCUGACCGUGGUGGCCAAGAACGUGGCCUUCUUCGCGGGAUCCAUCCUGGCGGUGCUUAUCUCCCUGACCAUAUAUGAUGAGGACGUGCUGGCUGUGGAGCAUGUGCUGACCACUAUCACCCUACUGGGGGUCUGCGUCACCGUCUGCAGGUCUUUUAUCCCAGACAAGCAUAUGGUGUUUUGCCCAGAGCAACUGCUGAAGGUGAUCCUGGCCCAUAUCCACUACAUGCCAGACCACUGGCAGGGGAACGCUCACCGCUACGAGACUCGGGACGAGUUCUCACAGCUCUUCCAGUACAAAGCAGUGUUCAUCCUGGAGGAGCUGCUGAGCCCAGUGAUCACUCCCUUCAUCCUCAUCUUCUGUCUGCGCCACAAAGCCCUGGAGAUCAUUGACUUCUUCCGCAAUUUUACUGUGGAAGUGGUGGGUGCUGGGGACACCUGCUCCUUCGCACAGAUGGACGUCCGGCAGCAUGGCCACCCCGCGUGGAUGUCAGCUGGGAAGACAGAGGCCUCGAUUUACCAGCAGGCGGAGGAUGGGAAGACAGAGCUGUCUCUGAUGCACUUCGCCAUCACCAACCCACGCUGGCAGCCUCCCCGCGAGAGCACACACUUCAUCAGUCAGCUCAAGGGAAAGGUGCAGCGUGAGGCCACCAGCAGGCAGCAGGGGGCGCUGCCAGAGAACCACCUCUUCACAUCCAUCCAGUCCAUCCAGUCGGAAUCAGAGCCCCACAGUCUGAUUGCUAACCUCCUGGUGGGGCCGCCCUCGAUGGGCUCGUUCCAGUUCGGUCGGGAGGGCCACGCGGCUCCUCACAUCUCCAGCGCCGGCGGCAGUGACGUGGCCUCAGCCCUGCGCUCCCUCUCUCCACUCAGCACCAGCCAGCACCUCCGCGGGAGCUACACCUCCACUCACCCGCCCCGCAGUGACGGCACAGAGCUGACAGGGGCCAGGUGCAUGGCGGGCUCUGGCACUGAUGCCCGAACAGCCAGCUCUGGCAGCAGUGCGUGGGAAGGGCAGCUGUCCAGCAUGGUGCUAUCAGAGUACGCCUCCACUGAGAUGAGCAUCCACGCACUCUACAUGCAUGAGCUCCACAAGCAGCAUUCCCAGACGGAGCCAGUCAGGCACACGUGGCACCGGCAGGAGAGUGACGAUAGCAGCGAGAGUGCCCCCGAGGAGAGCGAGGUCCCCCACGGCCUGCCCCGCUCUGCCACCUUCCCCUCUGCCUCCACAAGACAGCACCCCUACCAGGAGCAGGCUGCGCUACACAGCUCCGGGCAGCGCCGACACGGGGGCACCACAGUGAGUGGGGGUCCACGGGCCGCACCCAGGUUCUCACGCCUCCCCAUGGGCGGCUGGGCAGAGGAGGUGCAGGUGAUGCGACACCACGAAACUGUGCCUGAGGAAGGCACUGAAGAGGAACUCCCCCCGCAGAUCCACAAGGAACCACACCUCUGAUCUUGAUGAAACUUGUUGACGUAAUGGACACGGACAGCCUUUCUCCAAGGAAGCUGCUGUUAGAUAUCAACACUCUUGAGCCCUCCUGCAUCAUAUAAAAACAUUUGCCCAUCUUACAACUCACAUAACCAAGGAACUGUAUAGAGGUUGGGGUAAAUACCCAGGAGCUCCAACUUGUGUUUUUUUUUUUUUUUUUUUUUUUAAUUUGCUAAAAGGUGGAGCUGAAAACUUAGCCUUUUCCCAAAACAGGAGGCUGUGUGGUCCAGUGGUUAAAGAAAGGGGCUUGUAACCAGGAGGUCCCCGGUUCAAAUCCCACCUCAGCCACUGACUCAUUGUGUGACCCUGAGCAAGUCACUUAACCUCCUUGUGCUCUGUCUUUCGGGUGAGACGUAAUUGUAAGUGACUCUGCAGCUGAUGCAUAGUUCACACACCCUAGUCUCUGUAAGUCGCCUUGGAUAAAGGCGUCUGCUAAAUAAACUAAUAAUAAUAAUAUGUAAUGAGAUUAAUCUAUAAGAAUUGGCCCCUCCCCCUUGUUGUCCAUUAAUGAGAUGCACAUUUUUCUGCCAGUGGCACCCCCAGCCAAUGGAAUGGAUGGAAUCACAGUACUGGUACUUGAAAGUGAGGUGGGUUUUGUUGGUAGUUGAGUAUUCUGGCCAGAGGGUCCUCUACUUGGUUGUGUUUAGUGAGGGCAUGAGUCUGGUUUGAGUCGUGAAUGCUAAAGGAAUGAUCACAGCCAUGAAAGAGUAGGUCAAAUAACCAAUAUCAUAGGAAAAAUUAAAUUUUCAAUGAUUUUCUUUUCUUUCAAUUUCUUUUCUUUUCUAGAAACAGGCUGAAUUUAGUAAUGCGAGACCUGGUUUAUUAAACUGGUCUCCUGAUACAAUCAUUAAGAAAGAUAGAAACACUUCAAAAAGACUAGUAAAAUGUGUUACUUUUCUUUAUAAAAUGUUUUUACAAUGAGUUUAAACUGACUCUGAUGAAACUGUGCCAGUGGUUAACAUUAACUGAGGUUAUUUUGGGAGGCAUGUGAGUUUGUUCCGUUAUGCAAUUUCUUUUUUUUUUUUUAACUGAAUACAUAAUAUAUUGUUGAUUUGAGAUUAAGUUUUACAUUUAUUUAUUUUCACAGACUAUCUUACUUAAGGUAACAUAAGUAGUCCAAGAUUAGUGCUAACCUAGAAAACAUAUAAUUGUUAACAUUUUUAAGCAUACCUUACUGUGCCCAAUAACUUCACAUGAGCAGUGACGUGGUUUAUUUUUCCUGUAGUUACUCCCAAGAUUACGCUUUGGCUGGCUAGUUGUCAUGUCCAGUGUGUGUGCUUCUAGGCAUGUGAAACUAUGACUAAUGCUGUGGGGUCUUGUGCAGCUCCUGAGCUCUUGUGAGCUCAUCUCAUCUGACUAGGAGGAGAUGUGUUUUGACUCGUUGUUUGUGUGUAUGAAGGUUGUUGAACAUGUACUGUAUAUUUCUGUGUGCAAGAAUUUGCAUCAUGUAGCAUAAGCUCACAAAUGAAUGGCUGUAUCUAGCAACCAUAUAACAGAUAUAAAGUGUGUAUUAUACAUGUAUAGCAAUUGUUAAUAAAAAUGUUUAGCUCCCACAA